Penicillium bovifimosum is the source of this 1650-nucleotide messenger RNA. It is a transcript of the gene nimT, whose product is annotated as putative tyrosine protein phosphatase MIH1. Bases 1 to 1650 code for a protein of 549 amino acids. The record is from RefSeq and is a predicted model, not a curated record. The transcript is spliced from 4 exons. NCBI's taxonomy places the organism in Eukaryota, Fungi, Ascomycota, Eurotiomycetes, Eurotiales, Aspergillaceae. Gene Ontology annotation, molecular function: protein tyrosine phosphatase activity. Gene Ontology annotation, cellular component: cytoplasm; nucleus. Gene Ontology annotation, biological process: G2/M transition of mitotic cell cycle; protein dephosphorylation; positive regulation of G2/MI transition of meiotic cell cycle.
AUGGAGCACUCUUCACCUCUUGCUGCUAUGCAGCCUCCUUCGGUCAUGUUUGGACAUUGCUUUCGUUCGGAGGCACCGACGUCCUGUGCUAUGGGCUCAAUGUCAAGUUUCAGCGGCAACCCGUUCAAUUUCAAGGAAUUGUCGAUGAAGAAGUCUACUUCGGACUACUUCCAAAUGAAGCCCAUUCGGGGGUCUUCGCCCACCGCCAGUCUGGCUGCUGACCUUUCUCAGAACUUUCAUAUUGAUCAGAGUCCGCAACUAGCCACCCCACGCCGGUCUUUGUUCACGGCCAGUAUGCUGAGCCAGGCCAAUGGAUAUGAUGAUGUGAUGACCACACCUCCGCUGCCAUCAUCGUCGCCGGCCCCGGCCAUGGAUAUUAUGGAUAUGUCCCCACUGCCUCACAAACCAGCGUUCUUCGUUACUACCGAGAUUGAGCUACAUUCUCCCACACCAGAGGGGAGUCCUAUGGAAUCUCCAUUAGCAUCUCCUUUGCCAAGUCCUUUGCAGGCGUCUCCCAUGGAGUCCCCUCUGUGCCCACCUGAGCGAAAGCGUCCAACCUUCCUGCGCCCCAGUCUGGCCCGGAGCAAGGCUCAGUCAUUUCAACUGGGCAUGCCCCGGCCGGCACCGGAGAGCAAGGCGCCCCCGUUCCGCUUCGGAACUGGAGCUAAGACUUCUCUGAGCACCUCUACUUCCCUUGAGGACAUGUUUGGAGAUUCGCCUCCGCGCGAGCGUCCUAUCUCCCGCAACAGCUCAUCGACCCAUUUGGCACCGCCUCGUAUGCGGCCAUCCCUUCACCAUGCCCGUAGCAGCGGCUCCCCCGCUCCCAACUCAAUCCGCAAGCCCUCGCAUCCUUUAAUGCGUCCCCGCAAGCAAUGCCGACGAUCAUUGAGUAUGUUUGAGCACCCAGCAGAUGUUAUUGCCGACAAAGAGGCCAAGGUAGCGACAAAUACACCCGUCCGGUCCAUUAGUGACAUUUCGAGUCCGCCCAGCAUGAAGCUGCCUCACUUUAUCCCCGAGGAUCGUGCGGACUCUCUGCCUCGCAUCGACAAAAGCACUCUCCUGGAUCUCAUGGAUGGAAAGUUCAAGGAGCACUUCGACAAUAUUUUGAUUAUCGACUGCCGUUUCGAAUACGAGUAUGAAGGUGGCCACAUCAACGGCGCCGUCAACUACAACGACAAGGAUCGCCUUGCUGGUGAGCUGUUCAGUGCUCCGCUGGCCCGCACUGCGCUCGUUCUGCACUGCGAGUACUCCGCCCACCGUGCCCCCAUCAUGGCCAAGUACCUGCGUCAUCAAGACCGCGCUAUCAACGUGGAUACUUAUCCCAACCUCACAUACCCCGACAUGUACAUUCUCGAUGGUGGAUACAGCUCGUUCUUCGCCGAGCACCGUUCGUUCUGUUACCCACAGAAUUAUGUCGAAAUGAGUGCCAAGGAGCACGAAUUUGCUUGCGAGCGUGGGCUUGGCAAGGUCAAGCAGCGCUCCAAGCUGAACCGUGCCCAAACUUUCGCCUUUGGUGAACAGUCCCCCCAAAUGGAGGAUAGCCCAACUGGACGUUGUCGCCUCGAUGGACGAAAUAGUCAUCUGGGUUCUCCAUUCUCCCAAAGCCCAAUCCCCGCCCGGACUCCCGGUCGUCGGAUGCUCUCUUACUAA